Molecule: messenger RNA, 1129 nt
Organism: Cuscuta campestris
Lineage: Eukaryota; Viridiplantae; Streptophyta; Magnoliopsida; Solanales; Convolvulaceae
Source: the annotation of a GenBank genome assembly
AGAUAUCAAAAUAAAAUAAUUAAGAAUAACCAAUGUUAAAUUUUUCUCCACGUUUUAUUUCCUUCCAAAUUUCCCCUUAAAUUUUCCUCUAUGCUUGCUUUCCCAACAUUUUCUGAGUUUCAAAAUACACUCAACGAAUGAUAUUAUCAAAGAAAAAUAUGCAGAAUGAUACCUAACUGUGUUCACCCAUGCAUGCAUAUAGUUACUCUACUAUUGCCUGGGCGUCUGCCACCAGCAAAGGCGUGCAACCAGAUGUUAGUUAUGCCUCUAUAGCUUCCACCACAUCAGGGUCGGUUUUAAACUUCUUUGGUGCCUUGGGAGACGUGGCCUUCGCAUAUGCGGGACACAAUGUUGUGCUAGAGAUUCAGGCCACUAUCCCUUCGACCCCCGAGAGGCCUUCCAAGGGUCCUAUGUGGAGGGGAGUUAUUGUCGCGUACCUGGUCGUUGCUGUUUGCUACUUCCCGGUUGCUCUUAUAGGGUACUGGAUGUUUGGGAACACAGUGGAGGACAACAUUCUCAUCUCCCUUGAGAAACCUACUUGGCUCAUAGCCAUCGCUAACAUGUUUGUUGUUGUUCAUGUCAUUGGUAGCUAUCAGGUGGGAAGUUUUUUCUAAUCUCCUUUGACAAAGAAAACUUGGAUCCAAGGUUUUAAACUGGAAGCACUAUCAUUUGACUUGAUUUUGUCUGUACAGAUCUAUGCAAUGCCUGUUUUUGACAUGAUAGAGACAGUCCUUGUCAAGAAGCUGAUGUUCAGGCCGAGUUGGUACCUGCGCUUCAUUGUUAGGAACAGUUAUGUGGCACUCACCAUGCUCACUGCCAUCUGCAUCCCUUUCUUUGGAGGUCUUCUUGGAUUCUUUAGAGGAUUUGCUUUCGCCCCAACAACUUACUUCGUAAGCCAAAACAAAUUUGCUCUUUCCACUUCCUCACACAUAUCACAUAUGCAUGCCAAAACAGAUCAUUAACAGAUCAUCAUCUCAAUAUUUGUAGCUCCCAUGCAUCAUGUGGCUUAUUAUCUACAAACCAAAGAAAUUCAGUCUUUCUUGGUUCAUCAACUGGAUUUGCAUUAUACUUGGAGUAACUUUGAUGAUUUUGGCGCCUAUUGGAGCACUAAGAAAUAUAGUGUUACAAG